UCCCGCAGCCACCAUUACUUCAAGUACUGCAAGAUCUCGGCGCUGGCGCUGCUGAAGAUGGUGAUGCACGCCCGGUCAGGGGGCAACCUGGAGGUGAUGGGGCUCAUGCUGGGCAAGGUGGACGGGGAAACCAUGAUCAUCAUGGACAGCUUCGCCCUGCCGGUGGAGGGCACCGAGACUCGCGUCAACGCUCAGGCGGCCGCCUACGAGUACAUGGCUGCGUACAUUGAGAACGCAAAGCAGGUUGGUCGUCUAGAAAAUGCAAUUGGCUGGUAUCACAGUCACCCUGGCUAUGGCUGCUGGCUCUCCGGGAUCGACGUCAGUACCCAGAUGCUUAAUCAGCAAUUUCAAGAACCCUUUGUAGCAGUGGUUAUUGAUCCAACAAGAACAAUAUCUGCAGGAAAAGUAAAUCUUGGAGCAUUUAGGACUUAUCCUAAGGGCUAUAAACCUCCAGAUGAAGGUCCCUCUGAAUACCAGACUAUUCCGCUUAAUAAAAUAGAAGACUUUGGUGUACAUUGUAAACAGUAUUAUGCUUUAGAAGUCUCGUACUUUAAAUCAUCCUUGGAUCGUAAAUUGCUUGAACUUUUGUGGAACAAGUACUGGGUGAACACUCUCAGUUCUUCUAGUUUGCUUACUAAUGCUGACUACACCACUGGCCAAGUCUUUGAUUUGUCUGAAAAAUUAGAACAGUCAGAAGCUCAGCUUGGAAGGGGCAGUUUCAUGCUGGGUUUAGAAACUCAUGAUAAGAAAUCAGAAGACAAACUUGCAAAAGCGACAAGAGACAGCUGCAAGACCACCAUAGAAGCUAUACAUGGAUUGAUGUCUCAGGUUAUUAAGGAUAAACUUUUUAAUCAAAUUAAUAUAGCUUGAAGUGCAUCACCAGCUGAUAUGCAUCUCCAGAGCAGAAAAAGUCAUGGUUUCUUUUGCUUGGACUUGUUCAAUUUGGGAAAUGAAGCUGGAGUGGAAAAUUAUUCAUUUAAUUCGUAGUACUUUAAUAUUUCCCACCUGUCUGACCAGUUUUAAAGAACAAAAUGUUCUGAAAUGUAGUGCAACUUUUUGUUCUUUAUCAUAAAACACAACCGGUUUGGAGAAUUGUUCCAAAAGAAAAAUAAAUGUGACUUACUGGAUUUUGCUCUUAGGUAUUUAUCUCUAUUAUCCAACUGCAAUAAAACAAUUUUGAAA
Molecule: messenger RNA, 1182 nt
Organism: Nipponia nippon (crested ibis)
Lineage: Eukaryota; Metazoa; Chordata; Aves; Pelecaniformes; Threskiornithidae
Source: RefSeq, a predicted model, not a curated record